Messenger RNA from Theileria orientalis strain Shintoku, 1989 nucleotides. RefSeq lists its product as uncharacterized. The transcript is spliced from 2 exons. The record is from RefSeq and is a predicted model, not a curated record. NCBI's taxonomy places the organism in Eukaryota, Apicomplexa, Aconoidasida, Piroplasmida, Theileriidae. The coding region runs from base 1 to 1989 and encodes 662 amino acids.
AUGCUCACAAAGAUAUUAAUAAAAGUACUAAUAUAUGUACUGUUUUAUUGGCAAAAAUUUGCCUAUUCGGCGCCAGUUACGGGCUCGUCAUCCCAAUCCGGUACUGCCAUAGAUUUAGAUAUCACAGUUGCCACCCAUAACGACUAUAAUUAUAAUAAAGAUGUUAAUAUGCUUACGUUCACUCCUAAAGCAGGGAAGACCUUUAAAUCAGUUAAAGAUGGUGCAACGGAUGUAUGGAAGGCAGCCGACGCAAAUAGUUACGCAAGUAAAGUUGAAGUAGAUGUAGUCACCGCCGAUAAUAAGGCUGUUACAGUCCAAAUGGCUGGAAACCAGACGAAAGUGUUUAGAAAGCACGGAAAAAAUCAACCUUGGAAAGAGAUUGACAUAACUAAAACGAAUCCACAAUCUGUAAAUAUCAAGUAUAAGUACAACAGUUAUUAUUACACAAAUACCGUGUCAAACAAUGUAAGAACUUUCCAAGCAAAAACGGGAUUUGCGUUUAACAGUGUUAAUGAGUAUAUUAACAAUCAAAAGACUGAAAUUUGGAAAACGGAACAAGAGAAUGAAUUUGCAAAGAAAGUAGAUGUGGAAGAAAAUAAAGUAACUAUUUACACAGGGGAUGGUGCCAUUCCUAAAACAAAAGUAUUUAGCAAGGGGUCUGAUCAAAAAUGGAAUGAGGAUACUUCAGGUGGAUCUCAGGCAGGUCAGGCAGGUCAGGCAAGUCUAGGUGCGGCACCCGGACCAAGACCCCGGUCUGACGCUUCUAGUGGGGGCCCAAGUCCAAGAACAGGAGCCCCUACAUCAAUUACCGUUAAAAUACCAGAUGAUGAUGAUAAAUCAUCGCAACAGUCUGGUACUGGCCCGGUAGCUGGGGCGCCUGCGAUGCCUAAGGCCAGGUCAGCUCCCACUCCUGGAGGUACUCCUGCUCGGACGGCAACCUCAGUUGCACUUCCAGAGGAUGAUGACGAUAAAUCGACUCAACAGCCAAGUGCUGGACAGGUAACAGGUACUGCUGUACAACCAGGUGCACCUAGCAUGCCGAGGGCUAGGAGUGCUCCUACUUCAGGAGCCCCCCUGACACGUAUGUCUACAUCAAUCGCAUUACCAGAAGAUGAUGAAGGGAAAUCACAAGCUGCUCCUGCUCAAUCUCCUGGUACAACAGCACAACCAGCUAGUACAUCUGGUCCAAGACCUAGGACAGCACCUGUCGCUGGUGGUACAGCUUCCAGGACAGCAACCUCUGUACCGCUUGGCGACGAUGACGAAGAUAAAUCUAAAACACAAGCACGUCCACCACUAGGAUCUGGUACAGCAACUGUAGCAACACAACCCGGCUCAGCACUAGAAGCAGCUAUGUCUUUCUCAAUACCUGCUUCUACAGCUACACCAGCAGCUCUAGCCCCUAAACCAGCAGCUACACCGGUAGCUACCUCUGUACCCAUUCCAGCAGGGACUGCACCUGGUACACCAGUUGCUAUUGCGAAACCACGGCGAGCAGCUCCUACACAACUUUCCAUAUCACUGACUUCCCCAGGUGCAUCGACUGGGACUCCAGAUGCUAGUCCACCUUCUGUGCCUGUGAGUACUGGUGCUCCUCUGACAGCACAAAAACAGGCGGUUCCUGCAGGGGCCCCUGUUACUAGAUCAAGUAGAUCACCCAUGGUUAUCAGUAUUCCCGCAACACCUAGUCAGACACCGGCUACUCCAGUUGCAUCUUCAGUGCCUGCCGCCAAGCCAGCAGAACAGGCAGGAGCUCCCACCGUAAUCCCAUUUGGUUUAAAUCCCUUUGACAUAAAGUUCAACAGCUUUCCCAUGUGGAGUGAUCAAUUUGGUAAGGAAGAAGAAGCAGUCCCGACUGAAAGGAAACUAAUGCUCUAUAUGGAUCAAACUUGGAAAGCAGCGUUAUGUGAUGAUAUAACAAACUACAAAAAGUUUUUAGAUGAUUUAAAAUCGCAGCAAAAGACCAGGAGCCCAUCGCAUGUAACAUAA